This is a messenger RNA of Ricinus communis (castor bean), 1766 nucleotides long. RefSeq lists its product as uncharacterized. The record is from RefSeq and is a predicted model, not a curated record. The transcript is spliced from 5 exons. NCBI's taxonomy places the organism in Eukaryota, Viridiplantae, Streptophyta, Magnoliopsida, Malpighiales, Euphorbiaceae. Gene Ontology annotation, molecular function: kinase activity. Bases 176 to 1627 code for a protein of 483 amino acids.
ACACGCAUGCGAUACGAGUGUAUUUAUCAAGAAACACAGUAAGCUCUCUGUUUUGACACAGUUUCUUCUGUUUUUUGUGGAUGGAGAUGCACCGCUGCCCAUCUCCAUCUUCAAACAGCAAUCCUAGGAUAAAAAUAUAAACAACCCAUCAGCAUAAAAUCUUCUUACAUAGACAAUGUCCUGCUCCUUCUCUAUUCUCUCCCCUUCUCCUCCUCUCUUUUCUCCUGUUUUCUCUCCUUAUCUUUACUCUUCUUGUCUAUAUGGCUACACCACCAAAAUACCACCCGUUCUUUCUUGUCAAAGACCCAAAAAAAGGCGUGGACUUUAUUAUUAUGAUUCCAUGGAGAAAAGACCUGAUGGACAUUUCAGGGUCUGUUCUUGUUCUACCUUUGGAGAGGGAGAAUUAGACAAUAUUAAUAGGAAUCGAAUGAUGGAGAAAGGUCAAAUAGAGGAAGAUGAUGACGGCUGUGGUAAUCAAGAAGAAGAAGAAGACGAAGAAGAUGAUGUUGAUGAGAUAGAUGCUGUUAGUCCCACUGGUGUAUUGCCUGAUAGAUGGGAUGUUCUGGGUCUUGGUCAAGCUAUGGUCGAUUUUUCUGGCAUGGUUGAUGAUGAAUUCUUAGAGAGAUUGGGAUUAGAGAAAGGUACCAGGAAAGUUGUGAACCAUGAGGAGAGAGGUAGAGUUUUGCGAGCUAUGGAUGGUUGCAGCUAUAAGGCAGCUGCUGGUGGAUCUCUUUCAAACAGCCUAGUGGCCUUGGCAAGGCUUGGUUGCAAGCCCAUUGCAGGACCUGCCCUAAAUGUAGCCAUGGCAGGCAGUGUAGGGAGCGAUCCACUAGGUGAAUUCUACAGGGCAAAAUUACGUCGGGCAAAUGUGAAUUUUCUCUCUGUACCUGUCAAAGAUGGGACUACAGGGACAGUGAUAGUUCUAACUACUCCAGAUGCUCAGCGGACUAUGCUUGCAUAUCAGGGUACAUCUUCGACUGUUAGCUAUGAUCCAUGUUUGGCUAGCAUAAUUCCCAAGACAAACAUAUUAGUAGUUGAAGGGUAUUUGUUUGAACUUACUGAUACAAUUAAGACAAUUGCAAGAGCAUGCGAAGAAGCACGAAGGAAUGGUGCUCUGAUUGCAGUCACGGCAUCUGAUGUCUCUUGCAUUGAGAGACACUAUGAUAAUUUUUGGGAAAUCAUAGAGAACUAUGCAGAUGUGGUGUUUGCAAACAGUGAUGAAGCAAGAGCAUUAUGUGAUUUUGCCCCGAAGGAAAGCACAGUUUCAGCUACAAGGUAUCUUAGUCACUUUGUACCAUUAGUCUCUGUUACGGAUGGGCCAAGAGGCUCCUAUAUUGGGGUAAAAGGAGAAGCUGUAUAUAUCCCUCCUUCCCCAUGUGUACCAGUUGACACCUGUGGCGCUGGGGAUGCAUAUGCAUCUGGCAUUUUAUACGGUAUUCUACGCGGUGUAUCAGAUUUGAAAGGAAUGGGUACACUAGCAGCUAGGAUUGCAGCCACUGUUGUUGGGCAACAGGGUACUCGACUUAGAAUUCAGGAUGCUGUUAAGCUAGCAGAGUCAUUUGCAUUUAAUCUCGAGACAUCCACCAUUAGAUCAGAUGUCGGUUCUGAUCAUAUUUCCAGCUUGUAACAUGGUAGCUUAUGCCCUUAGUGUUGCUUUUCUCAAUUCUUUUUGUAGACAGUAUUCCUCUGUUGAUACUCGAUUCUUGUAACUAUGUAAAUUAUAAAUAUAUACAUUGAUUGUACUGGCAAUGAAUUUGCCAGGCCCA